GUACGCGCGCCAGUCGGUGUUUAACCUCGAACGCGUAAGGAAGGUACAGGCCGGUCGCACACGAGCACAGGCCCGGCAUGCGAAGCGCGCGCGCACCGGCCCGCUGACGCGCAGGAAUGGCAGCGCGCCGCGCAGUCGCCGCGCACACAACCAACUGUGAUACAAUUAAUUAACUUAAUUUCUUACUAGCAGUAGUAGAAAUAUUUUUAGGAAACUAAUACGUCCGUGCUAUAGACUUCGAGAGACAGUGUUUAGUGUGAAGCCGCCCAUAUGAUCGUCCCGAUGGCAGCGUAUGCGCAAUUUGGCUAUUCAUACCCGCCCGCCUCGCAGUUGCUCGUGGGCAGCAGCGGGGCGGGCACCGGCGGCGCGGCCACCUCGCCGGACGGCGGCUCCAGCUCGGCGCCGCCGCUGUCGCCGGGCGGCUCGGCCGUGGCGGGCGGCGCGCUGUCGCCCGGCGCCGGCAGCCACGCCAGCACGCCGGCCGCCUCCUGCUGCGACACGCCGCGCCCCAUCAUCACGGACCCGGUCUCCGGCCAGACCGUGUGCUCCUGCCAGUACGACGGAGCCAGGCUCGCCCUCACCUCCUACCCCCGCCUGUCCAGCGCCGCUGUCGGCGUCUACGGGACACCCUACCCGUCUACAGAUCAAAACCCUUACCCUAGUAUCGGCGUGGACAGUUCAGCUUUCUAUUCACCGCUGAGCAACCCUUACGCGCUCAAGGAGGGCGGCGGCGAGAUGUCUGCGUGGACGUCGGCCGGCCUUCAACCCUCCGGCGGCUACUACCCUUACGACCCCACACUCGCAGCCUACGGAUACGGAGCUGGGUACGAUUUAGCCGCCAGAAGAAAAAAUGCGACUCGGGAGUCAACGGCGACAUUGAAGGCAUGGCUGAACGAACACAAGAAGAACCCGUACCCCACGAAGGGCGAGAAGAUCAUGUUGGCGAUCAUCACGAAGAUGACGCUGACGCAGGUGUCGACGUGGUUCGCGAACGCGCGUCGCCGCCUCAAGAAGGAGAACAAGAUGACGUGGGAGCCGAAGAAUAAGACAGAUGAUGAUGACGACACGAUGCUAUCCGACGAGGAGAAGGACAAGGACGACCAGGAGGAGAAAAUUAAAACUCACAAAGAUGAGGAGCGAAAAGGGGACGACAUGCUGCAGGGUAUGCACCAUCAGAUGCUGGGCUACGGAAUCAAAGAAGAGACAAAACGGGGUUCUUCCGACUGCGGUGUGCCGAUACCAGCAUCAAAACCGAAGAUAUGGUCUCUAGCAGAUACUGCGGCAUGCAAAACACCGCCACCCGCGGCUCAACCGUGGCCUCAGCACGCUUACGGGCCACCGGAACGGGCUGCACCAUCUGACGGAGGUUCGAACGGCUUCGCGCUGCCAGCCACGGCCGCAGCCAGUCCAGCUAGUGGCUCAUACGGGCGAUACGGAGGCUUUGCCGGGGGGCAAUAUGGCGGGCAGCACCCUUGCGUGCACCCGGCGUCUUUCCCCGAUGUGCAAACUGACACACCGCCACAAACUCCUCCCAACAUGAAGGUGCCUAGUGUCGCCAAUCCGCUGGGCAGCGGUGGUGGUUCCGGCUACUGCUUUCCGCGGCACCAGCAAUCGCCACAGCGCGAUCCCUACCACAACCCUCACCAUGCUGCCAACAGUCACCAGCCCAAUCAACCACACCACAACGAGGGAUCUGCGGCGUUCAAGCCCUUUUAUAAAAGCUCGCUCCAACAUCCCCACGGUUUCGUGUCACCAGUCUGAAAGUGGACCGCGCACAACUAGCGGUAAAGCAUGUGAAACCUGGGUCGCUGCACUACCCGCCAACUACUAGGGACAGUCAGAUUAUCACAGUGGCACAGUGUUUCAGUUCUCCCUUAAGAUCAACGACACAACUAUACCUUAGUUAAAUGGCCUCGGGCUGGUUAUACAACUAGGUCUAUAGACCCCUUUGUAAAAUUUAUUAAUUUGGUACAUACAUUUAUUUGUAUAUCACAUAGUGUAAUUCCUGAACUAUAUGCACAGAUUAUAACGAUGUAUGACGUGUUUCGUUAAGUACUUACUUAGCUUAUGUUGGAUGUGGUCACGUCAAAGGUUGUUACUAAGUACCUACUUAUCGAAUGAAACAUUGUAUGAAAUCAACGUUGCUCAGUAUUUUUAUAGAGUUAAGAAUAUUAUGGAAAUAAUAUCCAAAUUAUUUAUAGAUACACGGAAAGCGCAAUUAUGUGUAAUAAAAAUUUAAACUAGCCUGUAUAGGUUUUAGUGAAUUAUUGUAAAUUAAUUGACAAAUUCCAUGACUGGGAUGUUUGGCAUAAAAUAAGGAAUCUUAUAAUAUGUUUUCGCUAUGUUCUUCCAAACUUAUGUUUAUGAUUUGAAUUACUUAUGGAGCAAUAAGUUAUCCGUUAGUACAGGUGCCAGACUUAACUUUGAUUAGAUUUAAGUGUAAUUGUACAUUGAGAUAGUGGAGGACAAGAGGUCGUUAGGUUUGGUAUCGCGCCCUACUACGCAGACUAUUGUUUAAUUUUGUUGAUAACUAGAUGAAUAGUCGAUAAACAAUCGUCGAUUUGGUUAUUGUUGUUGUCCUUGUAUAUAUUAAAAUGUUUUGUAGAUUUUCUAUUUUAGUUUGUCAAGAUGUGUACAAAGUAAUUAGUAUGAUUUCACCACGCUCGAUGAUGUCGACGGUUAUUUCGAUGAUGAACCUUAUAAAUAUUGUUUAAAAGUAUUAUUAGUAUACAUGUACAUAAAAUAUUCUGAAUAUUUUUAUUAAUAAUUCGGUCGCAGCCAUUUUUCAGAUACAACGUUUUGAUUAUAUACAUUAUAGAGAAAAACAAUGUCAGAUUUUAGUCAUGUGGGUAAUUUAAGGAUUAAAUGAAUAAUGCUAUUAGAUACGAAAUCCAAGGAGGUUAAUACCUGCCUUACCUAACUGGUGUUAAGGGUUUUGUAGCCAUAAGGAUGUACUAAGCAAAGGUGGUUAAUAGCUGGCUAUAGGUGUGGAAUUGAUGGAUAUAUUGUUUUAUUUUUGUUAAUAAAUGCUAUGUGAUGACAUCAGACAUUUUGAUACAAUGUCCAGCCUCUUCAUGUUAGGUGGUGUACGAUCUUCGAUGUCAACGCACAGCAUUUAUUAAGCGGAGCUGUGAAUAUCUGAGACAUGUUUCGAAAGACUUUGUAACAAACGCAUACAUACAUACAUCGAUCGGUAAUAUAAGGUUAUUUAUUAAGCAUUUUACAUAGAAUUAAAACUUAAUUUCCCACAUUAAGAAAAUACGUUCUGUUUCUCCGGUCACAAUACUAAAA
Trichoplusia ni (cabbage looper) is the source of this 3291-nucleotide messenger RNA. RefSeq names its product homeobox protein araucan. Gene Ontology annotation, molecular function: RNA polymerase II cis-regulatory region sequence-specific DNA binding; DNA-binding transcription factor activity, RNA polymerase II-specific. Lineage: Eukaryota; Metazoa; Arthropoda; Insecta; Lepidoptera; Noctuidae. The record is from RefSeq and is a predicted model, not a curated record. The transcript is spliced from 7 exons. The coding region runs from base 271 to 1761 and encodes 496 amino acids. Gene Ontology annotation, biological process: regulation of transcription by RNA polymerase II; cell development; neuron differentiation. Gene Ontology annotation, cellular component: nucleus.